AUGACCGUGCAAAGCCUUCCGUCCGUCCGCGUCGUGGAAGUAGGACCCCGAGAUGGGUUACAGAAUAUUCGAGAAUCAAUCCCCACGUCGACGAAAUUGGAACUAAUUAGGAGGUUGGAAGGGACAGGACUGAGUACUAUUGAGCUGACAUCUGUUGUUUCACCGAGGGUUAUUCCGCAGUUGGCGGAUUGUCGGGACGUGCUUGGGGAUGAGGACGUUAGGAGGAUGAGUGGGAAGGAUUUGAGACUUCCUGUUUUGGUGCCUAAUGUUAAAGGGUUGAAUAUUGCGAUUCAACAUGGAGUUAAAGAAAUUGCUGUUUUUAUCAGUGCUACUGAGGGAUUCAGUAAGGCCAAUAUCAAUUGCUCUGUUGAGCAGGGCAUAGAGAGGGCGAAGAAUGUUGCCUCUCUGGCAUUGAAAUCGAAUAUUGCUGUCCGAGGUUAUGUCUCAUGCAUAUUCGCAGACCCAUACGAUGGACCCACGCAACCAUCGUCAGUUCUCCGCUGCGUCAAAGAACUCCUAGAUGCAGGCUGUUAUGAAGUUAGCCUAGGCGACACUCUAGGCGUCGGCUCACCGUCAAACGUGCGCAGCCUCAUAACCUACCUUCUCAACAAUAAUAUUUCUGCUGAGAAACUCGCAGGCCACUUCCACGACACGUACGGCCAAGCCGUGGCAAACGUCUGGGAAGCAUACAACUGCGGGCUGCAGGUCUUUGAUUCAAGUAUAGCAGGACUUGGUGGCUGUCCUUUCGCGCCUGGAGCCAAAGGCAAUGUAGCCUCAGAGGACCUGGUGUAUAUGUUCCACAAUGCGGGCAUCAACACUGGCGUUGAUCUUUCGAAGCUGGUUGAAACUGGAGUUUGGAUCUCAGAACAGCUUUCAAGGACGAAUGGCAGUCGAGCCGGGACAGCACUUGCAGUAAAGAGCAAAGCCAUGUCAAGCAGGAAGAGUAAGCCUCCAGAGGAUCCUUCUCUACAAUGGGACCUCGCAAAGGAGACGGAAGGACUGCAGCUCCAUCAUUCAGGUGUCAAUCUGAAGAUCAUCUUGAACCGGCCCAAAAACGGCAAUGCGUUAACAGCACCCAUGAUCUCAGAUUUGACGUCUGUCGUGACAGACGCCAGCAAAGAUCCCCAAAUAUCACGCAUUAUUAUCACGGGGAAUGGUAAAUUCUUCUGCACGGGAAUGGAUCUCGGGAAAGGGAGCACACCAGUUGCGCAGGGAGGUUCAACCAGCGAUGCUCAGUUUCGGCGCUUGAGUGGGUUAUUCGAGGCCAUUGACCAAUCUCCCAAAGUUACCAUCGCCUGUUUGAAUGGACCUGCAUUUGGAGGCGGCGUUGGUUUAGCGUUUUCCUGUGAUAUGAGACUCGGUACGCGGGAUGCAUCUGUAACGCUAAGCGAGGUGAAGCUUGGACUUUGUCCAGCGACGAUAUCGAAAUAUGUUAUUAGAGAAUGGGGCGUUGCGUUUGCUCGUGAAGCUAUGUUGUCCGCGCGUCCGGUCUCAGUUGAGGAGCUUCGGGCGCGAGGUCUUAUAUCUGAUGUUGCCGAUGAUGCGGAGCAGCUCAGGACGCGGUUGGAUAUGUUUCUGUCGCGGUUGAAGGUUGCAUCUCCUGAUGCUUCUCGUAUGUCGAAAGAGCUCGUCAGACUUGGGUGGGCCUAUGGCGGGGGUGAGGAACAGGUGGAUGGGAUCAAGGGACUUUUUGAAGAAAUGAUGCGUCCUGCUGCUGAUGGUGCGCAUGGUGUGAAGGAGUUUCAGGCAGGACGGAAGGUGGACUGGGAUGCUUUUACUCAGGGGACGUCGAAGUCCAAGCUGUAG
Molecule: messenger RNA, 1806 nt
Organism: Penicillium atrosanguineum
Lineage: Eukaryota; Fungi; Ascomycota; Eurotiomycetes; Eurotiales; Aspergillaceae
Exons: 2
Coding region: 1-1806 (601 amino acids)
Biological process (GO): L-leucine catabolic process; ketone body biosynthetic process
Molecular function (GO): hydroxymethylglutaryl-CoA lyase activity
Source: RefSeq, a predicted model, not a curated record